CUGAGAUUAGAUUACAAAGAUGAAAAAUGUGUUAAUUUUUCAGGGAUGCAAUUGUAUCAAGGAUUUAUACGAGUUACAGAUAAUUUAGAUUAUGGACGACGCUUCCAAUAUUCUGAGAGACAUUGAGAGGAAAGUCAGUGUUGGGGAUAACCAGAAGUCAUUUAAUUUACUCUACAGUUCCGUGGACAAGGUUAAUGUUGAUGAUUUCCAUGUCCAGUGUGAUGGUAAAGGACCAACACUAACCGUUCUCUAUGGAAAAUACAACACCAUAUUUGGCGGUUACACAAGCCAAGAGUGGUGUUCAGACAAACAGAGAACCAAACGAGAUGAAAACGCCUUCUUGUUCUACAAGAAUGAUCACGCGGAAGCUACGUGUACUUUCCUACCAAUUAAAGAAAAAUUUGUUGAUAGGGCAAUAACGUGUGAUGCAAACUUUGGACCAACUUUUGGAGGGGGUGCCUUUUUCUGGGAGGCUUAUGACCUUCAAACGUUCAAGAAAGACAAUAAAAAAUCUGAAAGUGAAAGAGAAGCAGGCUCCUAUAUGAAACUAAAUGGAGCUGUGAAUUUUGGCUGCGCGUAUGGCUUAGAAGAUAACCAGAUGCCAAGGAGGGGGGCUUCGGCAACGAGAAGGGAGGCGAGAUUUGAAGAUAGUUUUAGGGAGAAUUGCACAAUAGGAACUCCACGUCAGAAAGACAUUAACGCUGGGGCAUUAGUUGUUAAACGGAUAGAGGUUUAUCAAGUUGUAGACGACCAGCUUCAAGAACCAUGGAGGACUAAACCAUCAGAUACUGAAAUGGAAGAAAUAAGGAAGAAACUGGAGAAAAUGGAACCAUUGCCAGGCCUUGGUAUCAAAACAUAUAACAUACUACUUGUCGGUGUCAUCGGGUCUGGAAAAUCAAGCUUCUAUAACACCUUAGCAACGGUUUUCAUGGGUGCUGUUAAAUCUCACGCACCAGCCAGGGAUGCGCCAACAAGUGUCACAAACGAGAUCCACGCAUACGAGUUGAAAUCAAAGAGUGGAAAGCCUUUAAAUCUCCGAAUAUUUGAUAUCAGAGGUUUUGAAGCUGAGAGGGGAUAUGAGCACGAGUUUGACCUACUUCUGAACGGUAGAUUACCAGUUGGGUUUAGUUUUCCAGAUCAACCAGGGCCUAUUCAACAAGGUGAAUUGGUAAAUGCGAGUUUGAAAGAUGAAAUACAUUUGGUGUGCUUUGUUACCGGGACUUCAAAUUUAGACACUAUCACGGACGAUCUACAUAAACAUAUAACGAGUAUACAAAAAUCUAUCAACAGGAAAGGUUUACCAAUGGUUGUUGUUGCAACCAAAUUUGACGACCUUUGUCAGAAGAUAUCGGAGGAUGCUAACCGAGUCUACAGAAGUCCAAAAGCUCGCGAUGCAACGAAAACUGUCUCAAAUUUCUUUGGUAUACAAGAAAAAUACAUAUUUCCAAUUGUGAACUACGUUAAUGAUGAAAAUAUAAAAGACGGCAAAGAAAGACUAGCGCUACAGGCAUUGAAUACUAUGAUUGAACUUACUAGAGACUACCUCGAAAAUCACAAAGAGAUGGCAUCAAAACUUGACAGGUGGUCAGAACGUGCAAGCAAGUUACAUAUACCGAGGCAUUCAAACGAGAAAGAAAUCGAGCUAAUGAAGAUUGGGGCUGAAUUUGAAGAACUAGGCGACAAUGUUCUACGUGUUCUUUGCGUGGGACCCGUGUAUAGUGGAAAAACAAGCUUCAUCGAUUCGAUUUCAUCUGCAUUAAGAGAUGAAAUAUAUUCUAAAGCAACAGGAGGCUAUGCAACUGGUAGAAAACCAAAGGAUGGACACUUAGAAUCAUCAACUGAGAGGUAUAAAAUGUAUCAAAUGAAAUACAAGCACGAGUCUGAAGAUAUUAUUGAUAGCAAUGUUUUUAUUGGAGAUAUACCAGGUUUUCAAGAAUCUGAUGGCAUACAACUGGACGAUGUCAAAAAUGUCAUUCUUGGACAUGUGCCAAUAAGAUAUAAGAUAAUACAAGGCAUGAAGAGGGGUUCAAAAAAGUUUAAGCAUCGACCACUCAAGAAAGACAAAGUACAUUGUGUUUGUUUUGUGUUUGAUGUAUCUACACCUGCUGACGAGCUCUCAGAAAAAAUGCAAAAGACACUUAAAUCUCUUCAAGCAUGGCUACUUGACAAAGAUAUUCCUUACAUUGUCAUUUUGACGAAAGGAGAUUUACUCAGUGAUGUGGUAGAUGAAUGCAAACUUCACGUAUUUGAAAACAAGAUUUUAAAAGAAAAUAAAGACAUAUUGAUAGACAUGUUCAAGUUUAAACAAAGUAAAAUGUUUCCGGUGAUAAACUAUAUACACGAAGAUACAGUGGUACCAGAAUCUGAUGCUUUACUUUUAUCGGCUUUCAAAGAAAUUCUCAAGCUUGGUAAGGAGUAUCUGGAAGAUAUGGAUGAGGAUGGCUCUGAGGACAGUGAUGAUGAAGAAAAUGGAACAGAGGCAUAGUAACAUUCAUUUUUAUUUUGAAAACGCUGUAUAGACGGAUAUCAAAAUCAACUCUAUCAAGAUAGCAUGGGAACUGGAAAGACAAUGAGUACAAAUGAUGAAAUUUCUAAAGUAAAAUAAUUGGUUAAUUAUAUGAAAUAUUUAUUUGCUUUUAAAACGAGUACAAUAAAAUUAUGUUACUUGUAUAUAUUGAAUGUGCACAUGGAAACAUUUCUACAGGGUAUACAUUCCUUACAUUUUAACUGCAUCAGCCUCAUCAUCGAAAAUUGUAAAUCCAUUUACUGAUAUGAUACAUGAAUGACAUUGCCUAUUGGGUAAAGCACAUGUACUUUAACAUAAUCAAUACAUGUAUAGGUUACAGUGAUACGUUUUUAUCAGCUUCCUUAAAGUCAAUAUAUAAUUUCUUUAGUAGCAGUAUGGUGAUGUUUAAUUACCUAUUAAAAAGAAUAGAAAGAUAGAAAAUAUAUGUUCGCCUAAAAGAAAACAUGUGUUUGCCUAAAUUGAUAUUUAUAUUUUAUUGGUA
This is a messenger RNA of Ruditapes philippinarum (Manila clam), 3008 nucleotides long. RefSeq lists its product as uncharacterized. The transcript has 14 exons. The record is from RefSeq and is a predicted model, not a curated record. Bases 92 to 2485 code for a protein of 797 amino acids. NCBI's taxonomy places the organism in Eukaryota, Metazoa, Mollusca, Bivalvia, Venerida, Veneridae.